ACAUGUAAUUGUUAUCAACAACAAGUUUAUUGUGAAGAUGGCGACGACCGGAGUUGGAUUUCGGUGGUUAGAUAUUUUAGAAAAGGAAUUUGACAAAGCAUGUGUCGAAGUAGAUGCUUCUUUGUCCGAGUUAGAUACAGAAGAUCCAGAAGUUGUAUUUGCGUCUCGUCAGAAGAUUGCAACUUUAAGUUCAUGCUUUGCACAGUUGACACACAAGGCUUUAACAAUAUUUCAAAACAGUGCGAAACUUGAGGCGGAGCUCGUGGAUAUGAGGGCAGAAUUGGUACAGGCUCGUGCGGCAGGGGGCUGUCAGGACGGCGGCGACACGUUGGGCAACGUUCCGGAGGCGGCGCGGGCGCGGGCCGAGGCGGCGCAGCUCGCGCGAGAAAACGCGGCGCUGCGGGAAACUGUACUCGCUUUACAUUCGGAACUAUUCGGAGCUCGACUCGCUACCAAGUACCUAGACAAAGAAUUAGCAGGAAGGAUACAGCAACUACAAUUACUUGGUAGCGACAUGCGUGCCGAGCUCAGAGAUUCUUUAUGGGCCCAGGUGGAGGCGGAGAUCCUGCUGCAGAGGCACAAGACGCUGGUGCGCGUGUGCCGCGGGCUGGCGCCGCGCGCGCCGCGCCCGCCGCCCGCGCACGCGCCGCCCGCGCCGCGCACCGUGCGCGUGCGCCGCUCGCCGCACCUCGGCCUCGGCAUCUCCGUCACGGGCGGGCGUGAACAUGGUGUCCCCAUCCUUAUCUCGGAGCUGGAGGCGGGCGGGCCGGCGGCGCUCACUGGCGAACUAUAUGUCGGCGAUGCCAUUUUGGCCAUCAACGAUCUCGACCUCACGCAGGCCUGCCAUAAAGAAGCGGUCCAAGCGUUGCAAAGCGUGAAAGGAGACUGUGCCCUUUGUGUUCAAUUCAUUGCUACCGACGACGACGACAGACUCUCUGAAGACAAUUAUAGGUUCCCACUGUACCCGGAGGACGAGUCGUUCGAGCCGGACGCGGCCGGAGCCACGCCCACCGCGCCGCGCACGCCCGACUACAACCACCGCCCGUACGGCCGGCAGCACGGCAGGUUCGGGGCGCGCGGCGACACCGCAGACGCGCCCGCGCACUACUCCGACUACAACAUCAACAGCCUCUCCAUACUCGACAUGGACGACGACUCGAUCAAGAUUGAAGCGCGACUUGAGACGGCGGGCGCGGCCGCGUCGCUGUCCACGUCGGCGCGCUCCACGCCCGUGCACACGCGCGCCGCUCUCAAGAAGAAGCGCAAGCCGCAGGACUGGAGGACGAAAGGCGCGUACUGUGCGGUGUCGGACGCGCAGUCGUCGGACGAGCCGCGCGACGCAGCCGAGACACCCAACCAUCGUCCCGACCACCGGGCUGUCGCGCCUGUUUCGGAGAAAGUACUGGAUCGCAGCGAUUCGCCAGUGUCGGGAUAUAAGCCUCCGUCUCCCGUGCACGAGGCGCCUCCAAGCGCACCAGUGGGUGACACCGAACUCCCGGACGCCACAUUACCGGCUGUGAUCGGCGAGACGGUCACCACUAACAGGGCGUCGGUGACAAAUGUCACAACUAACUCGAAACCGCUUCCAUCCCCCGACAUCAGGAACUCAGCCGACCCUCUUCCACCUCCGCUCGACAUACGUUCCAAAACUAGCAAAACCAAUGGCGACACUCGCGCGAGGAAAGAGACUAAGGGUUUCAGGAUAGGCUCGGCGCGCCGUGUGACGGAGAAUGGCCGGAACGGAGAGGCGGAGCGGCGGCCAGUGGCGCCGCGCUUGCUGCCCGGACGAGGCGACCCGGACUUUGGCACCCCUGUUUGAGCGCUCAUGCCUCGCCUCGCUUCGUCUCGCCUCGCCUCGCCUCGCCUCGACCCCUGGCAGCAUCGCAUUCCUUUGACCUCUUAAGUUGCUCGCCCUAUUGGUGACAGAAAACUUCGCUAGUAUUCCAUUCCUUUGCCGUAUUUUCACGUGCGAAUAGCACUGAGGAUACGAAGGUGUUCGCACAAAGUCGUUACAAUAGAUUAGGUAGAGGGCUAUGACAUUUUUUUUUAAUUUAAUUGUGGAAAUAGCGCUUCUUAUAAAUUGUAAUGUUUUUCAUGUGCUACACAUAAAUACAUCGAGUAGGAUCUCAGCACCGCGCGCAUUCUAUAGUAUGAUAAAACUUGGUUUUAUGUACUUGGUUAAGUUAGUGUUUAUAUUUCAUCCAAAUUCCAUUUAUGUUAUAUAGACAUAUUUUCCAAUUUUAUUAUUUUUAAUUUAUAUACUCGUAUUUAAUCAUUACGGCUUGUGAUUUAGAAAAAUAAAAUUAAUGUAUUAAAUGUAAAAAAAAAAAAACGAAAAUUCAACUAUUGUCGUUUAAAGCUUACAUAUUAUUGUAGGUUUUGAUUUUAUUUGUAUUUGUAAAUAUUCUUAAUAUUUUAAGGUUUUAAAAUCUCUUUUUUUAUUUUUAUUAUGUUACAAAAUGCUAUACAUGCUAGUUUAGGUAUAAUAAUAUAAUUAUGUCACAUACCCACAAUCCAAUCCUGGAUCCACGAUUUGUUCAAACCGUGACAGAAACUUGUCGAGUUACUCACGAAUAUAUAAUUGUAUACUCAUAUAUGUACAAAUAAACAUUUAUUUUUUGGUUUUCUGCGAUGGGGAUAAAGAGAACUCUAUAAUAAAUUUGCAUUGUUUGUUAUAUAUUGGUUAAUGACUUAUUGAUUUGUGUGACAAAAAUGUAAACAUGAGACUUAUAUUUAUUAUAGGAGACAGAUUGAGACACUA
This is a messenger RNA of Melitaea cinxia (Glanville fritillary), 2761 nucleotides long. Its product is annotated as Golgi-associated PDZ and coiled-coil motif-containing protein-like. Lineage: Eukaryota; Metazoa; Arthropoda; Insecta; Lepidoptera; Nymphalidae. Gene Ontology annotation, cellular component: membrane; Golgi apparatus; trans-Golgi network transport vesicle. The record is from RefSeq and is a predicted model, not a curated record. The transcript is spliced from 14 exons. The coding region runs from base 38 to 1819 and encodes 593 amino acids. Gene Ontology annotation, biological process: negative regulation of protein localization to cell surface. Gene Ontology annotation, molecular function: transmembrane transporter binding.